GGAAGAUGCCGGCUCUGCCAGCGCUGCUGCUGUCGAUUUACUUCCUCUUCCUGUUGCUGACCAUGGCCCCACUCUCUUUCACCCAGGCUCCCGCCCUCUCCUCCGUCAGAAUGGCGGCUAUUUUGGACGACCAGUCAGUGUGUGGUCGAGGGGAGCGGCUGGCGCUGGCUCUGGCCAGGGAGAAUAUCAACAGUGUGUUUGAGGGCCCGUCCAGAGCCCGGGUGGAGGUGGACAUCUUCGAGCUGCAGAAGGACUCCCAGUACGAGACCACCGAUACCAUGUGUCAGAUAUUGCCGAAGGGGGUGGUCUCUGUGAUUGGCCCCGCAUCCAGUCCCGCCUCAGGCUCAACUGUCAGUCACAUCUGUGGGGAGAAGGAGAUCCCUCAUGUGAAGAUAGGCCCGGAGGAGACGCCCAAACUCCCAUACCUCCGCUUCGCCUCGGUCAGCCUCUACCCCAGCAACGAGGACCUGAGCCUGGCUAUAGGGGCCAUCCUCCGCUCCUUCAGCUACCCCACCGCCAGCCUCAUCUGCGCCAAAGCAGAGUGCCUGCUGCGAUUGGAGGAGCUGGUGCGGCGCUUCCUGAUCUCCCGGGAAACGUUGUCCGUCAGGAUGCUGGACGAAAGCCUGGACCCCACCCCCUUGCUGAAGGAGAUCAGAGACGACAAAGUGGCCACUAUCAUCAUCGACGCGAAUGCCUCCAUCUCCUACCUCAUCCUCCAGAAGGCAUCGGAGCUGGGGAUGACGUCAGCAUUUUACAAGUACAUCCUCACCACCAUGGACUUUCCCCUGCUGCGAUUGGAUGACGUGGUGGAUGACCAGUCCAACAUCGUGGGUUUCUCCAUGUUCAACAGCAGCCAUCCCUUCUACCUGGAGUUCAUCAGGAGUCUCAACCUGUCCUGGAGGGAGGGCUGUGAACUCAGCCCCUACCCCGGCCCAGCGCUGUCGUCGGCUCUCAUGUUUGAUGCGGUGCAUGUGGUGGUGGGGGCGGUGCGUGAGCUCAACCGGAGUCAGGAGAUUGGAGUGAAGCCACUCAGCUGCACCACUCCUCAGAUCUGGCAGCACGGCACCAGCCUGAUGAACUACCUGCGCAUGGUGGAGUAUGAUGGGUUGACUGGCAGGGUGGAGUUCAACAGCAAAGGCCAGAGGACAAACUAUACCCUGAGGAUCCUGGAGAAGCACCAUGGGGGUCAUAAAGAGAUCGGAAUCUGGUACUCUAAUGACACGUUGUCGAUGAACUCGACGUCUCUGGACAUCAACAUGUCGGAGACGUUGGCUAACAAGACGCUCAUCGUCACCACCAUAUUGGAGAACCCGUAUGUGAUGCAUAAGUCCAACUACCAGGAGCUGCAGGGAAACGACCGGUACCAGGGCUUCUGUGUGGACAUGCUAAGAGAGCUGUCAGACAUGUUGAAGUUCUCCUUCAGGAUCAAGCUGGUGGAUGACGGUCUAUAUGGAGCGCCUGAACCAAAUGGUUCCUGGACAGGCAUGGUGGGAGAGCUCAUCAAUAGGAAAGCAGACUUGGCGGUAGCUGGGUUCACCAUCACCUCAGAGAGGGAGAAGGUCAUAGAUUUCUCCAAACCCUUCAUGUCUCUGGGCAUCAGCAUCCUGUACAGAGUCCAUUUGGGACGGAAGCCAGGUUAUUUCUCCUUCCUGGACCCGUUCUCUCCAGCCGUGUGGCUCUUCAUGCUGCUGGCCUACCUGGCUGUCAGCUGUGUGCUCUUCCUAGCCGCCAGGUUGAGUCCCUAUGAGUGGUACAACCCUCACCCGUGUCUGAUGGGGCGCAAGGACAUGCUGGAGAACCAGUACACCCUGGGCAACAGCCUGUGGUUCCCCGUGGGAGGCUUCAUGCAGCAGGGCUCUGAGAUUAUGCCCCGCGCCCUGUCCACACGCUGCGUCUCCGGGGUCUGGUGGGCGUUCACUCUAAUCAUCAUCUCCUCCUACACGGCCAACCUGGCAGCUUUCCUUACAGUUCAGAGGAUGGAGGUGCCCAUCGAGUCUCCUGACGACCUGGCUGACCAGACCAACAUCCAGUAUGGUACCAUCCAAGGAGGCUCCACCAUGACCUUCUUCAUGAACUCGCGCUACCAGACGUACCAGCGCAUGUGGAACUACAUGCACUCCAAGCAGCCCAGUGUAUUUGUGAAGAGCACAGAAGAAGGCAUCGCCCGCGUAGUCAACUCUAAAUACGCCUUCCUGCUGGAGAGCACCAUGAACGAGUACCACCGCCGCCUCAACUGUAACCUCACCCAAAUAGGAGGUCUGCUCGACACCAAGGGCUACGGCAUUGGCAUGCCCCUGGGCUCGCCGUUUAAAGAGGAGAUCACUCUGGGGGUGUUGCAGCUGGCAGAGAACAACAGACUGGAGAUCCUGAAGAGGAGGUGGUGGGAGGGGGGGCAGUGCCCCAAGGAGGAGGACCACCGAGCCAAGGGUCUGGGCAUGGAGAACAUCGGGGGCAUCUUCGUGGUGUUGAUCUGCGGCCUCAUCAUCGCCGUGUUCGUGGCCAUCAUGGAGUUUGUUUGGUCCACCCGCCGCUCGGCAGAGACAGACGAGAUGUCAGUGUGUCACGAGAUGCUGACCGAGUUCCGCAACGCCAUCUCCUGUAAGAAGACCUCACGCUCUCGGCGGCGGCGGCCCUUGGCCAGCACUGGCGGUGUCCUGCGCCACCCCACGCGCCUCCAGCUGGGUGUCCCAAGACCCAUCCGCCUAGUUCGCGAGAUGCGUCUCAGCAACGGCAAGCUCUACAGUGGCUCGGGCCCCCUGACAGGCGGAGGGGGAGCAGCAGGGGGAGCGUGCGGGGCCGUAGGAGGGGGGCCCUCAGACAUGGGCCCGGGGCCACAGCGCCUCCUGGAGGACCAUCUGGGCGCCAACACUACGCCGCCCCCUCCCCCGCCCGCUGCUGCCACGGCGCCACCCUCCCGGAGCUGUGCCCACGUGCGGAUCUGCCAGGAGUGCCGGCGCAUCCAGAACCUGAGGUCGGCAUCGUCCUUCUCACGCAUCCCGCCCCACCUCGGUCCACACUCUUCUCUGUCCCUGCCCCGUCUCCCGCCACCCCCACCUCCCUCCUCCACCGACAGCGAUGGGGGUGGCUGCGACACAGUGAGCCCCAGGCGGCCCAAACCUAAGCCCACACCCCCUCCGCGGCCCUUACCCCCGGCCAAGACGCCCACCACAGACCUGCUGCUCGGGAAACAAGACUGAGGAACGGAGGGGUCAGACGUGAUAAUAGUCGAGGGUUAAAAGUCAAAGGUCGGGGUAUGAACGAGGAGCGGAGGGGGCUAUGAGCUUGUAGUGCAUUGACACGGCAGAAUCAAACCACUCUGAUCCGUUUGAGGGGGUGGCGAAGGGUUCAUUCUCCAGAUACCAACCCAGUCAACACAGUCCUCUUAAACCAGGAGUCGUGCUAAAACAGGAGACUCGUUCAAACUGGACUAGAUGAUAUAUUCAGACACUGAGAGACUUCAAGGGGAGCCUUCACAUUGCUCCCUCGCUAGUCUAUGCUCUUCUGCCACAGCUCCCGUGAGACGGGCAUGUUAAACCAACCCAUGGUCUCCACUUUGAUCUGCUAUGCCACAGGCUGUCUAUGGAGUAGAAAAUGACUUUUGACCACACACGACCGUUAGCUGCCUACGGUGCAUUGAGAGACCAUGUGGUGCACGUUCCACAGUAUGCAUAGACGUGUUCAAGCUGCCUGGUUUGGCUUUUGACCCCUCACUCUUUCACUUGGGUCUGGUGGGAGGACUUGACCUAUCCCACAAGCGCUGGAGAGGUUCAGGGGACCAUAGAGACUUCACACACGGACACAUGUACACAGAAACUCUGGUUCUCACAAAAAGAUGCAUAUUUUUCCCCAGAGCUGCUGCAAGAGCUUGAACUUUGGAAUUCUGGGACAUGUAAAACCAGACGAUGAAGGGAAAAAAGAGGCUUUCUCUGAGUGUAACUCGCCUAAUUUAUUUUCUAUCUUUCUUUCGUUAUAUAUUUGUAUUGUCGUCAUUGGUUUCUCGGUCACUGUGUAGUUAUUGACUCAUGUUUUUGGUUUGUCAUUAAAGAUCCUUGAGAAGCCGAUGUGGAGAUCAUGACCAAAUGAGGUCGCUUUCCAACCAAUCAUAAGCCCGGGAACAAAGUUCAAAGGUCAACAUCUGAAACAUAUAUUGACAGUACGCCCCAGAUCAAAUGAUUCAAUAUUACAGUCCAUGUUGGCUUGUUACAGUAGCAGUGUGUGACUUUUGCUUUUCCAACAAGCCAGUUUUGCCACGGAAUUUUAACGACAGAGUUUGUGUAAUCCCAGAAAAACAGAGCCACAGAGCACAGUUUAACAGCACGACAUGUUGUGAAUCCUUCAAACAGAUCAAAAUGUAAGAAACUCGAUAUAAAGAGCAAGGUUAAAAGGAAUGACAAAAGAGACAAACUGAUGAUCAUAUAUAGUUAUACGAAGCGGGAUAGGAGAAACGUAAUGCACAGUCCAGUCUGGCCAAUGGUAAGAGGAAACCUGUGUUAAUAUGUGUUCUGUGUGAUUCAUAUGGGGGACAUAAGGUUGUGUGAGUGCGUACGUACAGAGGAAACGAUGGGUCAGAGUACAUUUAGUCAUAUUUUAUGCUUCUUUUUUUUCUUUUGUGCUAAAUGGAUUAUUUAAGCAAUAAGGCCCGAGGAGGUAUGGUAUAUGGCCAAUAUACCACGGCUAAGGGCUGUUCUUUCGCAUGACGCAAUGAGGAGUGACUGGAUACAGCCAUGAGCCGUGGUAUAUUGGCCGUAUACCACCAACCCCUGAGGUGCCUUAUUGUGAUCAUAAACUGGUUACCAACGUAAUUAGAGCAGUAAAAAUAAAUGUUUUGUUAAACCCAUGAUUUUAAUAUAUAUAUAUUUUUUUUUUAUCUUCAUUUAACUAGGCAAGUCAGUUUAGAACAAAUUAUUAUUUACAAUAACGGCCUAGGAACAGUGGGUUAACUGCCUGUUCAGGUGCAGAACAACAGAUUUUUACCUUAUCCGCUCUGGGAUUCGAUCUAGCACCCUUUCGGUUACUGGCCCAAUGCUCUAACCACUAGGCUACCUGCUGCCCCAAUGAUUUAUGGUCUGAUAUACCACGGCUGUCAGCCAAUCAGAAUUCAGGGCUCGAACCACACAGUUUAUAAUAAGAAAAUGAGGACAAUUGUAUAUUAUUAUGAUUAUAUUGUUAUUAUUACUAUUGAAGGGUGGGGUACUGUAGGAGGGUCACAGUCCUCUUAUGUUAAAUAUAUAGCAACACAAAGUUAUUUGGAAUAAAAAAAACUGUAUACAAACCUCUGAAUCUGGUGUCUUUGCAUAUGACCGUGCCUGUGUACGCACGAACAUGAAGUGAUUUCAAAUCGCAAAGUUACCUGUUUCUGCUAGCUCUAGUUGUGUCGUUGUUGGUUCUGUCACACAGGAUGUUGGGCACUGCACUGACACAGCCAUACAAGUAGCAUGGCCUUUUCCCUGUCACGAGAAGGGUUUCAGACGUCCUGGAUAGAUUUGUUUCAUUUGAGGUCACUUGUCCUUUUGAUGACAGCCGUUGUAUUAAAUAAGGGAGCUGAGAAAACAAACGUUCUUCAUGUAUUGGGUGGAUUUGAUCUAUCUUGCCUCUCCAUAUUAAGACCUUGAAGAAGGCGCAGUGAUUCCGAGACGUU
Messenger RNA from Oncorhynchus masou masou (cherry salmon), 5638 nucleotides. Its product is annotated as glutamate receptor ionotropic, kainate 5-like. The transcript has 19 exons. Gene Ontology annotation, molecular function: kainate selective glutamate receptor activity; transmitter-gated monoatomic ion channel activity involved in regulation of postsynaptic membrane potential. The record is from RefSeq and is a predicted model, not a curated record. Lineage: Eukaryota; Metazoa; Chordata; Actinopteri; Salmoniformes; Salmonidae. Gene Ontology annotation, cellular component: presynaptic membrane; kainate selective glutamate receptor complex; postsynaptic density membrane. Gene Ontology annotation, biological process: synaptic transmission, glutamatergic; modulation of chemical synaptic transmission; monoatomic ion transport. Bases 6 to 3197 code for a protein of 1063 amino acids.